Clupea harengus (Atlantic herring) is the source of this 1717-nucleotide messenger RNA. RefSeq names its product sorbitol dehydrogenase (gene sord). Gene Ontology annotation, biological process: D-sorbitol catabolic process. Gene Ontology annotation, molecular function: zinc ion binding; L-iditol 2-dehydrogenase (NAD+) activity. The record is from RefSeq and is a predicted model, not a curated record. NCBI's taxonomy places the organism in Eukaryota, Metazoa, Chordata, Actinopteri, Clupeiformes, Clupeidae.
CACAAGCGAAGGAGAAGCAGGAAGUGAGCGCGGGGUGGGAGGACACAUGAAGUGUGGAUGGUGUUUUGGUGUUCCAGUUACAUUUACUGUCCAGUUUCAGCUAACAGAGUUACUGACAUUCAUAACGAACCCGACUUUUAGCCAACAAAAAUGGAUAAAACCAACCUCUCUGUGGUGCUACACUCCCAAGGCGACCUGAGACUGGAACAUCGACCAAUACCUGAACCAGGACCAAAUGAGGUGUUACUCCAGAUGCACUCUGUCGGCAUUUGCGGGUCCGAUGUUCACUACUGGCAGCACGGCCGAAUUGGGGACUUCGUGGUGAAGAAGCCCAUGGUGCUCGGUCAUGAGGCCUCCGGUCGGGUCGUCAAGGUGGGCUCAGCCGUCACUCACCUCAAACCAGGGGACAGAGUUGCGGUAGAGCCUGGCGUGCCGCGGGAUAUGGACGAGUUCUUCAAAUCAGGACGGUACAAUCUUUCUCCGACGAUAUUCUUCUGCGCCACACCCCCCGAUGAUGGCAACCUUUGCCGGUACUACAAGCACAGCGCCAACUUCUGUUACAAGUUGCCAGAUAACGUGACAUUUGAGGAAGGAGCCCUGAUCGAGCCCCUGUCUGUGGGCAUCCAUGCCUGCCGCAGGGCAGGAGUCUCCCUGGGCAGCACUGUGAUGAUCUGCGGAGCAGGACCCAUUGGACUGGUGUGUCUGCUGGUUGCCAAAGCGAUGGGCGCCUCUCAGGUUGUAAUAACUGACCUCUCCUCGGAGAGGCUGGCCAUGGCGAAGGAGCUGGGGGCAGACUUUCCUCAGGAGGUGAAGAGGGAGGACACGGCUGAGCAGCUGGCCAAGAAAGUGGAGGAGCUCCUGGGGGCUCAGCCCCACGUCACCAUUGAGUGCACCGGCGUCCAGAGCAGUGUGCAGACCGCCAUCUAUGCCACGCGCUCCGGGGGUGUGGUAGUGCUGGUCGGGAUGGGGGCUGAGAUGACCACGGUCCCCCUCCUCAACGCUGCUAUCCGAGAGGUGGACAUCAGAGGGGUGUUCCGUUACUGCAACACCUGGCCCAUGGCGAUAGCGAUGCUGGCGUCUAAGAAGGUGAACGUUAAGCCUCUGGUGACUCACCGCUUCCCCCUGGAGCAGGCUGUGCAGGCCUUCGAGACCACACGCCAGGGCCUGGGGGUCAAGGUCAUGCUCAAGUGCGACGAGAACGACCAGAGCCCCUAAAUCUCUCCGAGGAUACGCCAUCUCCUUGGAAACCAACCCCUAACCCUAAACCAGAGGAGAACUCCACAGUUCAUCCCAUCCAGACAACUAAGUCACCAAGGCACUGGAAGACCUGCUGUUAAACUAGAGACAUAUAAGUGAGCAGUUGAGGGUAAAAAAUGAAAUUAGGAGAGACGUGUUUUCAUGUAGUUUGCCCCCCAAAACGUGGGUAAUUGAGUUUCGUAUUACAAGUUCAUUCUCCUACAAAUUGAUUAUUUACUUUUUAACAGCAAUCUCAACUCUUAAAACAGCAUUGAUUGGUCAAUAGUUUAUGACUGCUGCCUGUAAUCUUUUUUUUACUGGCUAUGUAAAGAAGUAUACUUAAAAAAUAUCCUUUAACAUUUUUUGUGAUACUAUAACAGAAAAGUAAUUUACUAACAUUAAGCUAUCCCCCUACACUGCAGUCAAACCCCAUAUCCAGUUCCACCAUAUUCUGUUGAAUAAAUCUGGUCUUUUGUUGUAA